Messenger RNA from Lineus longissimus, 1530 nucleotides. RefSeq names its product fibrous sheath CABYR-binding protein-like. Bases 1 to 1530 code for a protein of 509 amino acids. The transcript has a single exon. Gene Ontology annotation, molecular function: calcium ion binding. Gene Ontology annotation, biological process: negative regulation of protein sumoylation. NCBI's taxonomy places the organism in Eukaryota, Metazoa, Nemertea, Pilidiophora, Heteronemertea, Lineidae. The record is from RefSeq and is a predicted model, not a curated record.
AUGGACAUCUCAAUCCAACUGGAUGUCCCAAUAGAACAGCAUCCCCUCAAGGACAUCUCAACCCAACUAGAUGUCCCAAUAGAACAGCAUCCCCUCGACGACAUCUCGACCCACCUAGAUGUCCCAAUAGAACAGUAUCCCCACAAGUACAUCUCAACCCAACAAGAUGUCCCAAUAGAACAGCAUCCCCUCGACGACAUCUCAAUCCAACUGGAUGUCCCAAUAGAACAGCAUCCCCUCAAGGACAUCUCAAUCCAACUAGAUGUCCCAAAAGAACAGCAUCCCCUCGAGGACAUCUCAACCCAACUAGAUGUCCCAAUAGAACAGCAUCCCCUCAAGGACAUCUCAAUCCAACUGGGUGUCCCAAUAGAACAGCAUCCCCUCAAGGACAUCUCAACCCAACUAGAUGUCCCAAUAGAACAGCAUCCCCUCAAGGACAUCUCAAUCCAACUGGGUGUCCCAAUAGAACAGCAUCCCCUCAAGGACAUCUCAACCCAACUAGAUGUCCCAAUAGAACAGCAUCCCCUCAAGGACAUCUCAAUCCAACUGGAUGUCCCAAUAGAACAGCAUCCCCUCAAGGACAUCUCAAUCCAACUGGGUGUCCCAAUAGAACAGCAUCCCCUCAAGGACAUCUCAACCCAACUAGAUGUCCCAAUAGAACAGCAUCCCCUCGAGGACAUCUCAAUCCAACUGGAUGUCCCAAUAGAACAGCAUCCCCUCAAGGACAUCUCAACCCAACUAGAUGUCCCAAUAGAACAGCAUCCCCUCGAGGACAUCUCAAUCCAACUGGAUGUCCCAAUAGAACAGCAUCCCCUCGACGACAUCUCAACCCAACUAGAUGUCCCAAUAGAACAGUAUCACCUUGAGGACCUCUCAAUCCAACUGGGUGUCCCAAUAGAACAGCAUCCCCUCGAGGACAUCUCAGUCCAACUGGAUGUCCCAAUAGAACAGCAUCCCCUCGAGGACAUCUCAACCCAACUAGAUGUCCCAAUAGAACAGUAUCACCUCAAGGACAUCUCAAUCCAACUGGAUGUCCCAAUAGAACAGCAUCCCCUCGAGGACAUCUCAGUCCAACUGGAUGUCCCAAUAGAACAGCAUCCCCUCGACGACAUCUCAACCCAACUAGAUGUCCCAAUAGAACAGUAUCACCUCAAGGACAUCUCAAUCCAACUGGAUGUCCCAAUAGAACAGCAUCCCCUCGAGGACAUCUCAAUCCAACUGGAUGUCCCAAUAAAACAGCAUCCCCUCGAGGACAUCUCAAUUCAACUGGAUGGCCAAAUAGAGCAGCAUCCCCUCGAGGUCAUUUCAAUCCAACUGGAUGUCCCAAUAGAACAGCAUCCCCUCGAGGACAUCUCCAUUCAACUGGAUGUCCCAAUAGAACAGUAUCCCCUCGAGGACAUCUCAAUUCAACUGGAUGUCCAAAUAGAGCAGCAUCCCCUCGAGGACAUUUCAAUCCAACUGGAUGUCCCAAUAAAACAGCAUCCCCUCGAGGACAUCUCAAUCCAGCUGGGUGUUCCCACAGAACAGUAA